This is a messenger RNA of Sarcophilus harrisii (Tasmanian devil), 654 nucleotides long. RefSeq names its product glyceraldehyde-3-phosphate dehydrogenase-like. The record is from RefSeq and is a predicted model, not a curated record. Gene Ontology annotation, molecular function: oxidoreductase activity, acting on the aldehyde or oxo group of donors, NAD or NADP as acceptor. Lineage: Eukaryota; Metazoa; Chordata; Mammalia; Dasyuromorphia; Dasyuridae.
AUGGGAAACAUCAAUCAAGGAAACACAACCCUGGAUGAGGGUGAAAUCAUUAUCUCUGCCCCUUCCGCUGAUGCCUCCAUAUUUGUGAUGGUAAUGAACCAUGAAAAAUAUAAUAAUUCCCUUAAAAUUGUGAAUGAUGCCUCACGUACUAGCAACUGCUUGGUCUCUUUGAUCAGCAUCAUGAAUGACAAUUUUGUUAUUGUAGAAGGACUCAUGACCAUAAUUCAUACCAUUACUGCUACCCAGAAGACAUUAGAUGGCCCCACUGGAAAACUCUUAGAUGAGAGGCGUGGUCCUGUGCAAAUUAUCAUCCCUGAUUCCACUGGUGCUGUUAAGGCUAUAGAUAAAUUUAUACUUGAAUUGAAUGAAAAGAUCAAAGCCACAGUCUUCCAUGUUCCUAAUCCCAGUAUGUGUGUUGUUGAUCUGAGCCUGGAGAAAACUAUUAAAUACAAUGGUAUAAAGAAAGUGGUGAGGCGAACAGAAGGACCCUUGAAGGGAAUCUUGGGCUGCAAAGAAAACCAAGUUGUAUCUUGUGACUUUACCCGUGACAACCACUCAUCUAUAAUUUUGCUGCUGCUGCUACUGCUGCUGCUGCUGCUGCUGUUGCCCUCAUUGACCAUUUCUAGAUUUUUAACAAAAAAGUUCUACCACUGA